UGUGUGUGUGUGUGUGUGUGUGUUUGACAAAGAGAGAGAGAGACCCACAGAGGCUAAUUAGGGUUAUCUGCAUACACAUAGGUAAGUGGUUAUUUACUGGAACAUAGACAACUUAACUGUGGCUACACCAUUGAAGAAAAGGACUCCCCUGCCAUGAUUUGCUUAUAUCUUUUUUUUUUUUAAUUAUUUUUCUUUUUUCUUUUUUGGAGCUGAGGAUCGAACCCAGGGCCGUACGCUUGCUAGGCAAGCGCUCUACCACUGAGCUAAAUCCCCAACCCUGCUUAUACCUUUCAAGAAUGGUCAGAUUCCUUAAUUCUUCAGGGAUUUUCUUUGGAAACCUAGGCCCUCUGCAAGAGCAGCCAGUGCUCUUGGCCAGAAAAUAUUUUCUUAAGUGAUUACCCCUUGUUCUGUUCCUCCGUCACUCCUGGAUUAGUUGCUAGUCUAGAGAAAUCCAGCUGUUGUUUCUGUCUUGAUCUUGUUUCCCGUAACCUUACUGAACCUUCCUGUAAGUGGUUCCAUAGGGCCACUUACAGGAUAUUUUAUGUAUACGAUAUCAACUUCAGGCAGUUUUGACUUUAUAGUGUGAAUGCUUUUUAUUUCUUCCCAUUAGCUUUAUUUCCCUGGCUGACAUCUCCAAUGCAGUGCUGAACAGAAGUGGCAGAGAGGCACUCUCCCCGAGUUCCUAAACUUUAUCUUAGCUGAAAGGCAGAGUCCUGAUCUUGCCUUGUUUCUGAUUUUAAGAAGAAUGCUUCAAGGCUAGCCUGGUCUACAGACAUCUUACUACAGGAGCUGUACAUUUACAGAAGACAAUGUCUGGAAGCUUCUACUUUGUAAUUGUUGGCCACCAUGACAAUCCAGUUUUUGAAAUGGAGUUUUUGCCAGCUGGGAAGGCAGAACCCAAAGAUGAACACCGACACCUGAACCAGUUCAUAGCUCACGCCGCCCUGGACCUGGUUGAUGAAAACAUGUGGCUGUCCAACAGCAUGUACUUGAAAACUGUGGACAAAUUCAACGAGUGGUUUGUGUCAGCUUUCGUCACUGCGGGGCACAUGCGAUUCAUCAUGCUUCACGACGUGAGGCAAGAAGAUGGAAUCAAGAACUUCUUCACCGAUGUCUAUGAUCUGUAUAUCAAGUUUGCAAUGAAUCCCUUCUAUGAGCCCAAUUCUCCUAUUCGGUCAAGUGCAUUUGAAAGAAAAGUUCAGUUUCUUGGAAAGAAACAUCUUUUAAGCUAAACGCAAAAAACCAGAAUCACAGUGGGGUCUGCUCAGGAGUGUAUGAAUAGGAAGUAACUUGAAAAAACAGCCUGGCAAAACUUUACAUGUCUCAACUUAUCUGUAUAUUGUAAAGUUUCCUUUAUAUGUAACAAAUCUACUUUUUCAUGUUAGUUAUCAACGUUAGCAUUUGCUUGUAAAUAGUUAUUAGUAAUUCAAAUAUUUUAUUUCAAAAAUUAAGAAUAAACCUCUAUCUUUACUGAUUGAGAUAAUUUAAAAAAACUUAGAUUUAUUUUAUGUGUAUGAAUGUUUUUCCUGCAUACGUAUACACACCAUCUUCAUGACUGUUACCUGAAGAGACCAGAAGAAGGCAUGAGAUCUCCUGGAACUAUGACCCACUCAUGUGUGUAGCCAGUCAAACCUGGGUUGUGCCAAACCACUAAGCCAUCUCUCUGAACCUUUCCUGAGAUAACAUCUUUUUUUCCCCCAAGACAGCAUUUCUCUGUAGCCUUGGCUGUUCUGGAACUCACUCU
This is a messenger RNA of Peromyscus maniculatus bairdii (prairie deer mouse), 1744 nucleotides long. Lineage: Eukaryota; Metazoa; Chordata; Mammalia; Rodentia; Cricetidae. The record is from RefSeq and is a predicted model, not a curated record.